Racocetra persica is the source of this 347-nucleotide messenger RNA. Lineage: Eukaryota; Fungi; Glomeromycota; Glomeromycetes; Diversisporales; Gigasporaceae. The record is from the annotation of a GenBank genome assembly.
ACGUAUCAACCGCUUUUAAAAUAAAUGAAGGUACAAUGGCUUGGGUAAAUCUUAGUUUAGGGUCAAUUAUUCCACCACAUUCCUGGAGUGCAUUUUCGCUUUGCGGACCCGAUAAUAAUACUUUAGUAAUGUUUGAUGGCGAUUUUGGUGCUACGAAUCCUGCAAACCUAGUUUUCACUUAUAAUCUAAAAACACUACAAUGGAACGAUCCAAUAACCCCAGGCCAACCUCCAAAUAAACAUACAUGUUCUGUUUGUGACAUUAAAAUAGGAAAAAUGUAUAUGUUUUCCGGAUAUUUAAAUGUGGAAAAUGUUGCUAUGGAUAUUCUUGAUACAAAAAUAGUGUAG